AUGAAAAUAACUUUAAUCUUCCAAUUGAAUUCCAUCAAAAAUACCCGUCAGCUGAUCAAAUUUAUUGGAUCAGGUUUAUUUUUUGUUAAACCGUCGAAAAUGCUUAUGACAAGUGUGAGAUUACUCGUUCGACUGUCGGCUUUGAAAGGCUCACCGUCUCAUAAUAAUGUAUCUGAACUUGUGAUGCAGUGCUUACGUGUCUGCCACUGCCAACUUCAUGUAGGAUUACCUCAACAGAAUGUAGCUGGUGUGGGCCUAAUGAUGCGCUCUCAGCUGGGCAAACAUCUUUUUGUUCCCACAACCGUGCAUGAAAACUCUUUGAAACACAUGUGCCAGCUAGUAAAGAGGCAGACAGGCAGGCAGGCAAACAACUAA
Molecule: messenger RNA, 375 nt
Organism: Helobdella robusta
Lineage: Eukaryota; Metazoa; Annelida; Clitellata; Rhynchobdellida; Glossiphoniidae
Exons: 4
Coding region: 1-375 (124 amino acids)
Source: RefSeq, a predicted model, not a curated record